This is a messenger RNA of Oldenlandia corymbosa var. corymbosa, 2695 nucleotides long. NCBI's taxonomy places the organism in Eukaryota, Viridiplantae, Streptophyta, Magnoliopsida, Gentianales, Rubiaceae. The record is from the annotation of a GenBank genome assembly.
AAUGGAUUCCAUCUCGGGUCGAUCCUCAGGUAUGAAGUAACCUUAACCGACGUUCUCUUGAGCAGCUCGAAGGGCCGGGGCUUAAAAAAAGCAGGGUGGAUGUGGAUCCUUCUAAUUUGGUAUCUCACAGUGUGGUCAAAGCGGUGUGUGACUGUGUGUGAACCUUCUUCUCUUCCAGUCGGCAAAUGCAAUAAAACGCAUGUUGUUUUUGUCAUCACCACCUCUUCUUCUUAAUUGCUAAAGUAAACCAAAAAAAACAAUUCCUCCUUUUCCAUCAUUUCUCUAAAAAAAGAAAAAAACCAAUUUCUUCUUCAUUUUUUCCUUUUCCAAUAAAUUAUAUCAAUCAGAUUACACACACAUUCAUUCAAUUUAGCCCAUGAAACCAAUAUAAAUCCUAACCUCCCCACAAAAACCACAAAGACACUGUUCUUCUGGCGGCUCUACGCGAGUCUCCAUAUCUAUAAUUUUUAGAGCUAUUUUGCUUCCAAACUCCUUCACCCAUCCAAAAUUUUAAUUCUUUUUAACUCUACCGUACCAAAAAAACAUAAAGGAGUUCACUUUUUAGACUUAUUCUGCUGCCAAAGAAAUCUCAAACCCCUGGUCAAGCUUAUUAAUUGGUCUCGUUUUCUCCAUUAUUAUAAAGCUUGGGUUUUUUUUUUUAGGCUGGGAAAAAGUUUGAAGUUCGGUAUCAUUUUGCCCAUUUCGAGACGGGAAAUUAAAGAAGUGGGUUGUUAAUAAUCCCUCGAUUUAUAAUCUGGGUCGGAGUUAAUUUUGGAUUUUACCGUGAUUUAGCUUGGUUUUGAGGUGGGGUUUUUUACAUGUGCUUGAUAAAGGUGGCGAACAUACGAGACUCAACCGCCACCACCUCCAGCAGCGGCCAUGGAAGACGUCAAGGGAGGAAUCCGGAGAGGGAGAACAUCGCCGCCACCACUGCAACCACCGCCUCCGCAUAUAUGACCGCCGCCGCCGAAUCCGAUUCCCAAUCCCAAUUAUUCCAUCAAUUUUCGGAGCAAUAUCAAGAACAAUCGAAUUACCUUUUCUCUUCCACCGCCGCCGGAGGAGCAGCAGGGGUUGGGUCGCCGAUGAUGUAUGAAGGGUACAGUCAACCGGGGGAGAUGUCGGCGAUGGUGACGGCAUUAACGAACGUGGUUUCCGGACAAAGAUCGAGUGGCGGUGGCGGUGGCGGGUCAUGGGGUUACAACAUGAUGGCGGCGGAUAUGAGCUCCAGCCCUGUUACGCCGUCGUUCGGUGCUGGUGGUUCUGGUGUUUAUUCUGCUAAUUCGCCGUCAUCGGCUUACUCUUCUUCCAGCUCCGGUUCUUGGGCGGGUCAGAAGAGGAGACGUGAACAAGAGGAAAACGUGUCCGGAAUCCGUGAUAACAUCCACAGAGGUUAUCAAAGGCUUGAAGAUUUCAACCCUACGGAGCCUUCCCCUGUUUCAGCUGGAGAAGCUUUGAGUAUUGUAACUGGACCUUCAACCACAGCUACAACCAAUGUGAAUGCUUUUGGGCCCUCACAAUCUCAAAACCCACAGCCUGAACAAGCCGCUGCUCCGGCGGCGGCGGCUGGCGGCGCCGCCACUGAAGAGACUGGGGAGAGGAGGAGGAGGUACAGAGGAGUAAGGCAAAGGCCGUGGGGGAAAUGGGCAGCUGAAAUAAGGGAUCCACAUAAAGCAGCUAGAGUUUGGUUGGGAACAUUUGAUACUGCUGAAGCAGCUGCCAGAGCAUAUGAUGAAGCCGCCUUAAGGUUCAGAGGAAACAGAGCAAAAUUGAAUUUCCCCGAAAAUGCGAGGCUAUUGCCGCCGAUUCAAUCGUCGCAGACAUCUCAAUCAGCUCAGCAGCUCCGCCCGAAUAUCGCAACUUCUCAGGCAUCCCUUUUUCCGGUGACGGCCGCAUUACAAACGCCACAACCGCAACCAUUGUUUCAGGCCGGGGCCGCCGGAGGUGCAUCGGACAUGGCCAGGGAUUACUGGCAGUAUUCUCAAUUGCUUCAGAGUUCCGGGGAGUUAUUGCAGGGACAACAGCCGACUAAUUUGCUGGAACAGAUGCUUUAUGCUUCUUCAUUGGCAUUUCUCCAUACGCAAUCUUUGCCGUCUUCCAUUUCUUCCUCUGCUUCAUUUACUGCUCCUUCGGCUCCUUCAGCUCCCUCUGCUUAUCCCCUGCUGUAUUCUACUCCUGCACAACAAAGGGGUCAUUUCUCGACGCAGAAUCAGGGUGGCAGCUCAAGUUUUCCGGCGCCACCACCGUGGACUACACCCGGCAAUUACCCUCCGUCUUCUUCCAGCUAGUUGGCGUUAUAAAGUUCUUCUGUGGAAAUCUUUUGCUUCUUUAGAAACAUCAUUCUCUUGCUUUAAUUUAUUUUAUUUUAUUGUUUUUUUGGGGGGGGGGCGGGCUCAAUUUGUGGGUAUACCAGAAAUAUGCUUGUAGGUUAGGCAUCCCGAAGCGAAAUUGUUAUUAUUGUCGAUGUAAUUCUGUAUGAAGUGAAUGAAGACCAGAAGAGAGAUAUAAACAGAACAGUGUUUUUAGGUUGCAGCUACCCUGUAGGAUUUGAUUAGGCCUUGGACCGCGGAUUUGAUUUAUCAUGCAACUUUUCUUCUCAUUAUCAAGUUUCAAGAGGAAAGAUUCUGAGAAAUGUCGAUUUUCAUUUGUUUCUUUUUUUCCCAUGCAAAAGUCUAUUGGCACUUGUCUUUGUACUCCA